UUGGUUGCAUUCUUGAACACUGAGCUUCUCAUUCGCAAACUGCCAUUCCAGCGUUUGGUACGAAAAAUCGCUGAAGACUUCACGACUGACCUCCGCUUCCAAUCUUCUGCUGUCAUAUCUCUUCAAGAGGCUGCUGAGGCUUACCUUGUCGGUCUUUUCCAAGAUACCAACUUGUGUGCCAUCCACGCCAAGCGUGUUACCAUCAUGCCAAGGGACAUCCCGCCAGACGUUUUCGUGGAGAACGUCCACGUUGUUUCAAUCACUCAGUAUUCGUAUACACUUCGAAGUGUCUUUUCAAUUACGCAUUCACAACCCUAUCGGUAA
Auanema sp. JU1783 is the source of this 324-nucleotide messenger RNA. The record is from the annotation of a GenBank genome assembly. Lineage: Eukaryota; Metazoa; Nematoda; Chromadorea; Rhabditida; Rhabditidae.